This is a messenger RNA of Microthlaspi erraticum, 2193 nucleotides long. The record is from the annotation of a GenBank genome assembly. Lineage: Eukaryota; Viridiplantae; Streptophyta; Magnoliopsida; Brassicales; Brassicaceae.
AUGGAAGGUACAAUCAAAGAGCAAAUCAUUCGUAAACCAGGAAGGGAGUCAAGUUCGCCAUCAUGUAUUUCUCUGGACACCGUUUUUACAAGAAUUCUUGGUCAUCUUGGUGAUAGAUCACUUUCUAGAUCCCAGCUCCAAUGUGACCCCAUUCCAACUAAUGGAAACCAGUAUGAGACACCUAAAGGUCAAGCGUUAUGUUCUCCCAAGUCUUCGGCUUCCGUUAAGCGGAAAAUCCAGGAAAGCUGGAGUAGCAUGCAUCAACAAGAGAGUCCACUAAUUCCCAGAAGCUUGGAUUACACUCCGACUCCUACCAGGAUUAGAAAAGAGACAGAAAAAGGUCCUAAAACGAGAGACCCUGGUAAAAAACGGAGAACGGAUAAAAUUGCAAAUGGCGUAGACAAUGUUUUGCAAGAUAUCACAAACUUGAAUUAUACAACACUCUCAUCUUCUAUCGUCAAUGGAGUCCCAAUGGAGACGCGCAUUCAUGAUAUAUUUGUGGAAGAAGAAAAUACAAACCAGCAAGAUGUCUCAUAUCCUGUAGAAGAAUACGACGAAGGAGAUAUCCGACAUAUCCUUGAAUGUAGUAGUGGAGAAUCUACUGAUGACGAACAUAAUCCUAACUUUAUCACAAGUAACGAACCGGUUCACCAUCAUCGUCCAAAUGGUCCCCUUACAGUGGAGAAUGAUAAUUUGGAAGCAGUUUCAACCAUAACAAAUUCUAGGAGAAAGAGCGUGGGGAGGAAUACUAGAUCAAACUUGCCCAUCUAUAAGAAGAGGAAGAAAGCGAAUACAGAGGAGAAAGAUAAAAUUGUAUACAACGACGAGGGUGAUAUGACCUACAAAUGUCAGUAUUGUAAUGCCAAAUUUUGGUAUGGAGAACGCCUUAACAGAAAACGUAGAACAAAGAAUCCUACAUUUUCUUUGUGUUGUUCCCAGGGUCAGGUUAAACUCCCUCCACUAAAGGAGCCUCCGGAAGCAAUUAAGAAACUUAUUUAUGGUUCUGAUCCUCUUAGUAGACAUUUUCAAAAAAACAUGAGGCCUUACAACAUGAGUUUCUCUCUGACUUCACUCGGUGGAAAAGUUGACCGUUCGGUGAAAAAGGGAAAGGGGCCACAGAUGUUCCAGCUUCAUGGGGAAAACUAUCACCUAAUAGGGAGCAUGGUCCCGGAACCUGGUCAAGAUCCAAAAUUUUAUCAGAUGUAUAUUGUGGACAUGGAAAAUGAGUUGGAGAACAGGCUCACCUUCCUAAGCAAGGCGAAAAAUGCCGGAGCCACAACGAAGCAGAACAAACUGAGGACAGAAAUCAUUGCAUCAAUCACUAAUGCCCUCGACGAAGUCAACCCUUACAUAAAAAGUUUUAGGACUGCAAGAGAAAGGUUUAGUAUGAAUCCCGAUGAAAGAUUCCACAUGAGGAUAGUAAGUGAUCGAAAAUCGGAUGGACGAGUUUAUAACACUCCAACAUCGUCUGAGGUUGCUGCUAUUAUUCCAGGAGAUUUCAAUAUGCAGAUGGAAAAAAAUCGCGAUAUUAUUCUCCACGAAAGAAGUUCUGGAAAACUCAAGCGUAUAAGCGAGAUUCAUCCUAGCUAUAUUCCAAUGAAAUAUCCAAUACCUUUUGCACAUGGAGAAGAUGGUUUUAGGCUUGGAAUCAAGAAAGCUGAUUCUGAAGCGUCAAAGAAGACCAAAAAAGAGAACAUCAGUAUGAGGCAAUUUCAUGCAUAUCGUCUAAUGCAAAGAGACAACGAGUCAAAUCAUCUUCUUCAUUGUAGAAGAUUGUUUCAGCAGUAUCUUGUGGAUAUCUACACAAUGAUUGAGUCAAACAGAUUAUCUUACUUGAAAAUGAAUCAGACGAGUUUAAGAUCCGACUCCUACGACUCUAUCAAGCAGUCUGAAGAUAAAGGAGUUGUUGACAUGGACGAAGUAGGUAAUAAGUUCUACCUACCAGCGACUUUCACAGGAGGACCGCGCUAUAUGAGGGAGUUGUAUUUCGAUGCAAUGGCCAUAUGCAGACAUUUUGGAUUUCCAGAUCUUUUCAUUACAUUUACAUGCAAUCCUAAGUGGCCAGAACUCACAAGGGAGCUUGAGGGAACUUCUCUUGGUCCAACUGAUAGACCAGAACUUAUUGCAAGGAUUUACGAAGCCAAACUUACGAGCUUGAUGAGCGACCUAAUUGACAAUAAACUCCUUGGGUAA